Messenger RNA from Trypanosoma cruzi, 4110 nucleotides. Its product is annotated as protein kinase, putative. The record is from RefSeq and is a predicted model, not a curated record. Gene Ontology annotation, biological process: protein phosphorylation; mitotic DNA damage checkpoint signaling. The coding region runs from base 1 to 4110 and encodes 1369 amino acids. Gene Ontology annotation, molecular function: protein serine/threonine kinase activity; ATP binding. Gene Ontology annotation, cellular component: nucleus; cytoplasm. The transcript has a single exon. NCBI's taxonomy places the organism in Eukaryota, Euglenozoa, Kinetoplastea, Trypanosomatida, Trypanosomatidae.
AUGAAAGAGACACGAGGACAUUGUGGGAUGCGUGCCGUUGCGGGAGAGGAUGGGGUGCGGGGGGAUGCCAGUUCUUCUCUCUCUCCGUGCCUUUGCGACGCUUUUUGCAGGCUGGACGUUGCGGAGGCGGCGAGGCUGCUCCAAUGCACCGCGGCUACUCUGAGACGAGGAGGGGCGCUGCACUGGAGAGAAUGUACAUUGAAAAAUGUCUCCAAUUCAUUGUUAUGUGCGUAUAUUGUUGCUCCUCGACCCACCAUUGGGGCCUUUGCUUCACAGGAGGGGAGCGAGGAGACUGCGUGCCGAAAGUUGUUGAAAAUUACUACAUGCGCAGGCUGUGCCAUGGCGGAGAUGUGUUUAUUACCGGCUGCCAGCAGCUCUGCUGCAGCAGAUUUGGUUAGAGAAAUGAUGUCAGGUCUGCCGUGGCCGCCAUUGACGGCGAAAGCUUCACGGCUCUUUUGGAGCUGCUCUUCAUGGCGGUGUUGCCUUCUUCAUCGUCGCCUUAUGGUGCCGGCUCGAGAAGAGGAGGAAGAAGGGGUGAUCGGGCCAGCUGCUUGUCGCAUGGCGGCAUUUAGUGGUGUCGAAAUGUCGGUUCUUCUCUCCGCCCUCAAUAUUAACGGAUGUGAGAAAACGCGAUUGGUGUUGUCAAAGCGGUCCGGUGAGUUUGAUGCGCGGUUCGGCGUUGGUGGGGAUGAAGUUAGGGAAAAGGUGUAUCCAAUUUUGCUUGGGCAGUUGAUUGAAGUCCACAGGGCGAAUACCGUACGUUCUUUCAUUCGCGUGGAAAAAGGGCGGAAGGACGAUCACGGCGAACAUCGUGAUGAAGAUGUUUACAAAGGCAGCUUACUUGUGUCUCCAUUGGCUAUGAUGUCGAGAGGCACUGCGGCGAGGCGCACACACGUCGUCCAUUCUCUGCUUCUUUUACACGCUGUGUUUUCUAUUCGAUCGUUGUCUUUCUCGGUCUCUGUGAAGAGAUGCGCCGGAGAGGAGUUAGCCGCGGCUACAGUGUCGGCGCUGCUCCGCCAAGACGCAGGUGCAGCGGAUAUUCUUCUUUCAGUGUUAGCGCGUACCUGCGAGACUACGGGGUCUGUUCACUUUGUAGUCUUCUGGCGUGCCGCGUUCUUAUCGGCGGCAAAUGAACCCUCAGAGACGGCGGCGUGGCUCCUUGCAGGCCUUGCACGCAGCAUUGAAAAACACGUUUUGGUGAAGGGUGCUGCUGCUGGGUCGCAUUUCUUCCUGGCCGCUGUUGACGCCGUCUUUGAGAGCAUCGUUCCCGCGAUGGCAGCAAUACUUUCCUCCUUUUUGGCUUCUGUCGUGGGUGACGCCGAACACCGCUUGAGAGAUUUGUGUGCGCGUGGAUUCGUCGAGGUGUGGAGCGCUUUUGUGCGCGCUCCCCCCCAAUGCGUCGGGAGGAUGCUCGAGAGUUUCCUCCGCGAUACAAUGCUGAAAAGUAACGACUCGGAGCAUAAUACUGCCGCGGCGCGUGCUACAAUGACUUUGCGGAAAUCUCUUGAGGUGUAUUAUGUCUCCGUGAUGGAGCGGCGGUUUGUUAUGGGAGGGGAAUGCGUGACUGCUUGGCCCUCGUCGUCUGCAUGGUGGCCGGAGGUGGCGGGGAUCGAUUAUCAUGAGCACUGCGUCCGGGUGCUGCAACAUAUUUUUGCUUUAAGCGAUUACGUCUCCCAUGCUGAUUUCAUCUGCCUUCUCCAGCGUGAUGGGAUGAGGUGCGGCAAACACCCAGCAGCCUUUUUUUUGGAGGGAACCGAAGGACUAUGCGCGCGUCUUUUUUCGAUGCAGCCUGACGAGUUUGCGAGGGAGCAAAUAAUAGAGCUUCAGCGAGUGGCGUCACAGAUCAUUGCGGUCUCCGCAAAAACAAUUUGCACGAGUCCUGGACGGGACGUUUUUGCCCCACCGUUUGGAGGAUCCUCCGGUCAAUACGCGACGACGUACACGCGCCUGCUUUACUUCUGUCUUGUAGAGAGGAUGCAUCAGCUCCAGUCUUUAAGCCAUCCGUGCGUCCAGGCGUUGUUGCGGGCGCUGCGGUCUCUCAUUGUUUUGGAAAAGGAGGCCUACAGCACGGCCGUGCAACUGUCAAUUUCCAUUACGCUGAGCUGCAUGCUGCCGAAUGCUGCUGUUAUGGGCGAGUUGGCCGGUGAGGCACGGGCGCCAUCAAGGGCGUUACUGUCUGCAGUCCGAGACAUGAAUUUGACGCCAGCGUUAACUCCACUCGCCUCUUCCCUGAAAGACUUGUUGGACAACCGUGUCAACAUCAGCAGCGGUGUGGGGACGAAAGGCGUCAAGGACACCGUGAAGCCUUUUAUACCCAAACUUCCACUUGCGGCUUUGCCCCUGCCGCAGUACUACACUUCCAACGGGGCGAUGACUGUCGUGGAGGCUGGAGGGGUGCGACCGACGGUAGUUGUCAGUGAACCGACACCGCUGUUACCGCCGUUGGAAAUUACCUCACCCUCGCAAAAGCUGCAUUUGGGAGACGGCUUUUCUGUGAUCACCAGCACUUCAAGGGGGCAAGGACGGAUGACCGCACUGGACGAUCCGGCAUCGCUGGCGGAAGUGCUGCUCUUACUCUGCUGCUUGUUACCCGGACGCAGUAGUGGGAUGAUAAGCCAGUCCGGCCUUGUGGCUGCUCGCGAAAUCGCAAAAAACCAAACGAAGCGGCCUCAAUUGGACUCCGUUUGCUGGAAUGUUCCUCUUGUACGCGUCCUUCGUAAGUUGGAGGAGUUCAUGCGUUGCCCGGCGAACAAAACCUCCGUUCAGUUCUUUGAUGAACUUGUCACAAGAGAGAUGCAGACGAGCCCUGUGUGGAUUGGGGUGGAUGUGCUGCGGCGACUGCUGUUACCGCAGCCAAAAUUACUUGAGGGGAUAAUCAUAACACGACGAAUCGGCGCAGGCAGUUAUGGCUCAGUCUUUGCCGCAACACACUCUUGUUGUGAUCCAGUCUCUUUGUGUCAGCACAAGUUGAACUUGGUGGAUUCUGCACAGUCUCUUGCACUGAAGAUGGUCUCUAUCAACCGGCCCGAGAUGGAGGAUGAAUGUUUUGCAUUGGUGAGCUGCCACACAGAGGUGACCGCUCUACUUCACCUUCAAUGGCAUCCACACAUCUGCGAACUUCUCUUCUUUGGUUGUACCGCUUCACACUAUGUUCUUGCAAUGCCGCUAUAUGAGGGCGGCUCACUUCGCGAAUGGCGAGUGAUGAGAAGUGGCUUUCCUGUCGGUGAUAAAGUGAAGGAGGGUUGUUUUGGCGCCUCAAGGGGAUUGGUCUCGGAUUCCAUGACACAUUUGUCUGGAGGUGGCAUCCUUUCGGUGUGUGGACCCAUCUUUGCACAGAUUCUCGAGACAGUUGAGUUCAUGCAUGCUCGUGGCAUACGCCACAAUGACCUCAAGGCAGACAACAUUCUCAUCGAGAGUUUCCGGGUGGCGUCGUCAUCCCCUGUCACAGUGCCUAAUGCGGAGGAGGAAAAGAAGGGCACGCGUGGGAUCUACAGGGGAACCGAUGAGCCGGAAAUCUGUGUUCCCAUUGCCAUCCGAAUUUGUGACUUUGGUGUAAGCGAGUUGGUUGGGGAGGAAAUGGUUGCCGUGCGGAGCGCCAACAAAUCCGCUGCUGAUGGCAGGGCGUGUCGCAGGGCUCCCACGAGGGGGACGGAGGCGGUGCAGGCGCCGGAGAGACUCUUAUUGUUGAGCGCCACAUUUACUGACGGAAAAUGCCAUGAUGAGGCCGCACCUUCGGCUGCCUCAUCUGCCCUUCCCGCAUCGUCUGGUUUAGGCCAUGUGAAAAGAGAACUCGCAGCGGAUAUUUGGGCCUGCGGAUGUUUGCUUUACGAACUUUUGACAGGCGUCAUGCUAUUUGGGGGAGCAAAUCUUGGCCGACUGUUUUUUCUCGCGGCCGAAUUGCAGGAUGGCAGGCGCACUUUGCACGAGGUUCUGCAGCCGCAUCAAAAACAUGCUCUUGACACCGUGGGGCCUGGAGUCACAGAAUUUUUGCUGCGGCUUCUGGCCGUGGACCCCGCGGAGCGACCCAGUGCUUCUGAGGCUCGACAGUUGUGGGAGCAGAUCAGGAAAGCACAGGGCGGAUGCCGCGUGAAAUGCGACAAGAAGAGGUGA